AAUACUGCAUUGUCCAAAAUUCGUACUGUUUCAAAAGUGAAAGGCACGUUGUUUGUGUUUCAUUACGAUGAUGAUGAUGAUGAUGAUGUCUUCCACCAUCUAGCAGAGGAAAGACUUGCGGUGCGAGCUUUCUGCUACUGUUUUUACUGUCCUUUGGUACUUCUGCCACUUCUGCUUCAAAUGCUGCGACAAUUUUUUCGCAGAGAUCUGAGCUCACAGCUCAGGUUGUGCUCGUUGCUUCCCCGUCGAUACAAAAGUGACGACAAUGCAACACCGACAAGAAAAAAGUACACACCAAGACGAGCAGUGCUUUACGUCCCGGGAAACGAUGAGAAGAAAAUUGUGAAAACCACCAACUUGGAUGUGGACUGUGUCGUACUUGACUGUGAAGAUGGAGUGGCCGUAAAUAAGAAGAAAGAAGCCAGGGAGACGAUUGGCAAAGUUCUGGGCAGUCUCCAAUUUGGAGCCAGGACGGAUGUGGCAGUACGCGUCAACUCGGUGGGAAGUGGUCUGGCAGAGGAAGACCUGGAGUGCAUCCUGGAAGCCAAGACGCUGCCCAGCACCAUCUUCCUGCCCAAGGUGGAGAGCAAGGACGACGUCACCUGGCUCAUGAACCAUGUGCAGUCGGAGUUGAAGGACCGCAAGAGGGACAAGCACAAGUUUGACUUGGUGUUGUACGUCGAAACCGCGCUGGGACUCCUCAACUGCCGAGAGUUCCUGGAGCACACCAGAGAAAUGUCGGAGUUCACCCGUUUCCGACUGGCCGGACUUGUCUUCGGCUCGGACGACUUUACAGCCAACAUCGGUGCCACCCGUACAAAGGACGCAAAGGAAGUGCUCUUUGCCAGGCAACAAGUGGUGGUCCUGGCUAAGGCAUACGGCAUCCAGGCGAUCGACAUGGUUCACAUUGACUACAAAGACCUGGAGGGGCUCCGGGCGCAGUCCCUGGAGGGUGCCUCGAUGGGCUUCACGGGCAAGCAGGUGAUCCACCCGGGCCAGGUGGCGGUGGUGCAGGAGGCUUUCUCCCCCUCGCCCGAGCAGCUCGACAGGGCCCGCAGGAUGGUGGCACAGUUCGAGAAGCACCAGAAGGAGGGCAAGGGUGCCUUCACCUUCGAAGGCAGCAUGAUCGACAUGCCGACGGUGCUACAGGCAACCAACCUGGUGGAAGCGGACAGGGCCAUCCAUGCCUCGCGGGAAAACAAGGUCGAGGAGAAGAACUCUUCGGACGACGAAAAGCACGAAAAGAAGGCAAAGAAGGAGAGCUAGGGGGGCACCUAUGGCCCACUUAGGAGUGAUCAAAUAAAUGUGUCUAGAAGCGACU
This is a messenger RNA of Ixodes scapularis (black-legged tick), 1321 nucleotides long. RefSeq names its product citramalyl-CoA lyase, mitochondrial. The record is from RefSeq and is a predicted model, not a curated record. Lineage: Eukaryota; Metazoa; Arthropoda; Arachnida; Ixodida; Ixodidae. Gene Ontology annotation, biological process: regulation of cobalamin catabolic process. The annotation marks the transcript as partial. Gene Ontology annotation, molecular function: (S)-citramalyl-CoA lyase activity. The transcript has 6 exons.